This is a messenger RNA of Nasonia vitripennis (jewel wasp), 757 nucleotides long. RefSeq names its product angiomotin-like. The record is from RefSeq and is a predicted model, not a curated record. The transcript has 2 exons. Lineage: Eukaryota; Metazoa; Arthropoda; Insecta; Hymenoptera; Pteromalidae. The coding region runs from base 79 to 384 and encodes 101 amino acids.
AGCUCGGGAUGUCAGCGUUGGGUAUCGCAGUCUUCUUUUGCUAACUCAACAGCAAGCUUCAGCUCUACCUCAAUCAAAAUGAUGACCAAGUGCCUCAUCGUCCUCGUCGCUCUGGUAGCGGUCUGCUCGGCUGGUAUAGUGCCGGCAGCGGUGCCCGCAGCGCUGACCGUCGGUACCUACGCCACGAGCUACAACGCCCACGCCAUCAACCAUGCGAUCGCCGCACCUUACGCCGUCGCCGCCGCCGCCGCACCUUACACCGUCGCUGCCGCCGCUCCUCUCACCUACUCGGCUGCCUACCCGGCUCUGAGCGCCUACAGCGCCUACAGCGCCUACCCCUACAGCGCCUACGCCGCCGCUCCUUACUACGCUCUCCGCCGUUAAGGUGGCUAUACGUAUUUUAGCACGUAAGGAAAAUCGGCUGGAAGUCGUGGUGCGUAUCGGUGGUUCGUCGGCGCUUUGGAGAAGCAGUUCGGUGAUGCGGAUCGGUUGAGAUCUGCAGGGAACUGACUUGACGACUUGCGGUAAGCGGUACCGAUCUCCGAUGGAAGAGCGGUUCGAGCUUCGGGAUCGAGACGCUGGCGAUCGCAGCUGCUGCUGGACGAUGGAUACGGACGACGACGCCUCUUCGGUCAAUCACACAAUUCUACGCAGCUGAAGUUCACGCGGAUUCUGUGAUCAAAAACUGGAAAUUCUUUUGUUACCCUAUUUUUUUUUCGUUCAAGAAUAAAAUGUUUCUGUUGGCUUUACCCUAUAA